Molecule: messenger RNA, 3240 nt
Organism: Rattus norvegicus (Norway rat)
Lineage: Eukaryota; Metazoa; Chordata; Mammalia; Rodentia; Muridae
Source: RefSeq, a predicted model, not a curated record
CCGGAAAGGCGGGGGUGAGUGGAAACACCGGAGGCGGGGCACCGGAAGACAAGGCCUUCGGUCAUCAGGAUGCGACCGGAAGGUUGUGUCGCCUAGUGCGGGUCGCGGUCUAGAGGUUCCGUCACCAAACGAAAUGGCGGAGGCUGCUGUGCUGGCGUGGGUUCGCGGCCCCGGUACCGCGUGGAAGGCGCUACCGUGUGCCUCGGUCGGGUGCUCAGUGCGCGAUGUAAUCUACCGACACUGCGAAGAACAGGAAAUUCCUGUGGAAUGCUUCUUUGUGAAGUGCAAUGGAGUCCUCGUUGCUGCUGGUGACAAGGUGUGCCAUGGAGCUGUGUACAGUUUGGAGCCCAGGCUUCGAGGGGGCAAAGGAGGUUUCGGGUCUAUGCUUCGAGCACUUGGUGCACAGAUUGAAAAGACAACCAAUCGAGAAGCCUGCCGGGAUCUCAGUGGGAGGAGAUUACGAGAUGUCAAUCAUGAGAAAGCAAUUCCUGGUCAAGCACCACAGAGGGAGCAUUGGAUGGCCGAGUGGGUAAAACAGCAAGCUGAGCGAGAGGCUGAAAAGGAGCAAAGGCGCCUGGAGAGACUGCAGCGAAAGCUUGCAGAGCCUGCACACUGCUUUGCCAGCCCUGACUACCAGAGGCAGUGCCAUGAAAUGGCUGAGCGUCUGGAGGAUUCAGUCCUCAAAGGUAUGCAGGCUGCCUCCAGCAAGGUGGUGUCAGCAGAGGUCACGGAGACUCGAAAACGGCCUAACAGGUCAAAGACAGACCAGGGAGCUGGUGCAAAGAAAAAGAGGUGCUUUUGGUUGGGCAUGGAAGGACUGGAGGCUGCCGAGGGAUCCAGUACUGGCAGUUCAGAUGACAGUGAAGAUGAUGACCAUGAAGAUGCUCCUGGGACCUCGGGGCCUAGCUGCUGUGCCCGGGAAAAUGGCAGUGAUGGUGGGGAGGUGGCAGCAGACUCUCCUGGCAGUGUUCAGAGCUCAGGAUCUGGUACACGCUCUGAGUCGCCUAAAGAGCUUCAGAACCCCAUGACUGAGCCUGGGCAGGGCAUUUUGGAGAACACAGGAACUGAGCCAGGAGAGACAUCUACCAGGGAGCACAAUGAGAGGAAGACGGUCACAGUCACAGAAACAGAGGAGACCCCAGCAAGGAAGGAAACAGAGAGUCCCGAGCCCACAGAAAAGGGCCAAGAGACAGGAGUGAUUGGUGAAGACAGAGCUGCCAUGGCUUUGUCUGGAGAAGACAGGAAAAGCAUCCCUGCUGCUACCCCAGAGGGAAGCAACUCAGGAGACACGGCUCUUGGUGUGGAAGCUCUGGAUCUGUCGGCAUUCAGCUGUGCAGCCGAGUUGGAGUUGCUGGGUUUGGAGAGGCUCAAGUGUGCACUGAUGGCCCUUGGACUGAAGUGCGGGGGAACCCUGCAGGAGCGUGCGGCCAGACUCUUCUCUGUCAGAGGCCUCUCAAAGGAGCUCAUUGACCCAACUUUAUUUGCCAAGCCUUCAAAAGGGAAGAAGAAGUGAAUUUUCUCAGCACUCUCCUGGUGUUCGACACUUCUUCCAGUGUGAUGGACUUGUGGCCAAUGUUCCUUUUGAUACUAAAAGCCAGUUUUUUAAUAAUUCAGUUCUGAUUAGUCUCUUUUCAAUGGUACCUGGGCUUGAGGUUUUCAUUGGAGGAGAAAACUUUGUAUCUUAUUCUUUCUGGUAUUUUUGUAAGAGACUUACUCUAUAGGCCAGGCUCACCAAGAACUGUGUAGUUCACUUUGGUCUGAAACUGGCAGUGAUCCUCCUGUCUCAGGCAUGAGCCACUGAGCCUGCUUUGUCAGAGGUUUAUACAUUUCUUUGGCUUUAUAUAUUGUGUCAUUUGGGUAAGAUGUUUCCAAGAAUUCAUUUGUGUAACCCACAGCAGUCAGGUUUAUAGACACGGCUAUUCAUAACUUCCAUUUUAAAAACCUAGUAUAGUGUGUGUUACCAGGGGUGGAGCUAGCCAGGCUUCCCACACGGGAUUUUUAUUUCAGCUGGGGGGCCUGUCUAUUUUGUUUAGUUUUCAAAGAAUCAGAUUUUUGGCUUUGUGGGUUUUCUCAGUUGUCGUUGAUCUCUUUGGCUUUUUUUUUUUUUUUUUUUUUUGUUCGAGCUGGGGACAGAACCCAGGGCCUUGCGCUUCCUAGGUAAGCGCUAUACCACUGAGCUAAAUCCCUAGCCCGAUCUCUUUGGCUUUUGAGUUUAUAUUUCCUCUCCUACAUGCCUUGCAUUUACUUUAUCAUCUUUCUUUAGCUCCCUAAGUCUUAGAUCACCAAUUAGAGAUUUUAUUUUUAUUAUUACUUUUAGUAUAUUACCCAAUUAGUGAGUGUUUGUAUUUUCUCUAAAUGUUUUAUUGAUACUGACUUUUCAGGACAGAAGGUACCCUGUAUCCUCUUUAUGACUGACCUAGGAUAGGAUCUGACGAUCUGUGCUGUGUGCACAUUCUCACCGAGCACACACUCAGUGGGCAGCAGGCUGUGUGCGAGAACGCCUGUGAGUGGUUGGCCAGCUCAUUCAGGUGACCAGCCUUUGCUGGUUUAUUUUCAUAAGAACUAAGAGAAAACUCAAAUCUCAAUUAUGAUUGUGGGAAUUGCCCCCCCUUUUUAGAUAAAAAUAACUUAAUUGGCGUUUGCUAAGUUUUCAGUUUUAUAUUAAUAUAGUGAUCUUAUAUAUGUUUCUGCAUUGCCUUAAAAUGUCUGUCUCUGAUGGGUUUGGGAUUUUUUUCCCAUCUGACAAUUCACACAUGGAUACAGCGUGUCCUGAUCUGGUCCACCGUGCUUCUUUAAUUCUUCCGUUUUUACUUUAUAUCUUGAAGCUACUGUUAGGUCUUACUUUCUCCUUCUUAUUGAACGGUUGAUCGUGAAAUUCCUUCCUCUCUGGGUUUCCUGUUCACCACGUAUUAUCUGAAGCACAGCCCUCCCCCUCCAGCUUUCACCUCGUCUCCACAGUGCGCGGUUCUGUCCAUUUCCUCUUUCCUGCUCCUUCUGUCUACAGUGGGUGUCUGCAGACUGCACGUUAUUGUCUCGAAUUUGUGUCUGUUCUAUCACCAUCACCAUCACCAUCACCCUCAUCAUCUGGGCCCUGUCUCUGAUGAUGGGUCAGCGGUGAGUCACAAUCAUAACAUUUUCUUUGGGGGUGUUUCAGGCAUGGUCUACUCUUCUGCCUUGUAGUGUGGUGAGCUUCAUGGUUUUGUAAAUUUAUUCUGUUAAUUAAAUUUGGAAACAUUUUAA